This is a messenger RNA of Effrenium voratum, 1587 nucleotides long. Lineage: Eukaryota; Dinophyceae; Suessiales; Symbiodiniaceae. The record is from the annotation of a GenBank genome assembly.
AUGGGCGUGCGGCCUGGGCCCUGCGGGGGCGAGCUGCAACCCAUUUGGGUCUCGGAGCCGGGGUGCUCCAAGCUCACCAUGUCCCUGGAGACCAGCACCCGGGAGCCCUUCAAGGAGGAGUGCCAUGGCGCUCUGCUGGCGGCCCUGGAGCAAGAGGCCAAUCGCUUGGCCGCCGGGCCCAUCGCAGUCUUCGAGAUGGACAAGGCUGAGGCGGAGCAGAAGUACGGCGAGGCCAUCUACGAGCCGAAGAGUUCGCGCCCGGAGAAGUUGCGCUUGGCGCAUCUUCCGGGGGCAGUGCUGGUGGAGAUCCCCGGCAACUGGAGUCUUUGCAAGGACAUCAGCGACUGCGGCAAGAUUGAGUUUUUGGCCAAGGAGGUGGAGACUGGUUCCAAGAAGAAGCCCGACACCAUGAUCAUGGCCAAGAAGAAGCAGGUCCUGGUCAAGUUCCGCGUGCAAAACCCCGAUGCAGCCCCUGGAGACGUCAACGGAGCCUCCGCGUCAGAGGAUGUGGCAACGCCUUUGGCAGACGACAGCGUGCGCGUCACGGUGGUGGGAGUGGAUGUACCGGAUGAGUCGAAGGAGCCAGUUCAGGCUGCCAAAGCUGCAGCUGAGACCAAGGAGGACAAGGGCGAGAUGGUGGUGGACCCCUGGUCUGUCAAAGGCAAGAUCGACUACGACAAGCUGAUCCGGGAUUUUGGGUCCACCAGGAUCUCCGCGGAGCUGCUGGAGCGGAUACGCCAGCUGACGGUGGGAUCAGGUCGUGUGCCUGAGCUACACUGCUGGCUGCGUCGCAACAUCUUCUUCUCCCACCGCGAGCUGGAUGCCAUUUGCAGCCUGCAGGAGAAGGGGAAGCCUUUCUACCUCUACACCGGGCGUGGCCCCAGCUCCGCAGCGAUGCAUCUGGGCCACUUGCUGCCCUUCCUCUUCACCCAGUGGCUGCAGAAGGCCUUUGAUGUGCCGCUGGUGGUUCAGAUGACGGAUGAUGAGAAGUUCCUCUGGAAGGGCGAGUACGACCCGGAGACGGGAGACAACCUGUCCAUGUAUCGGCAAUUCACCAUUGAGAACGCAAAGGACAUCAUCGCCUGCGGCUUCGACAAGAGCAAGACCUUCAUCUUCUCCGACUGCGAGUACGUUGGACACAUGUAUCCGAACAUCGUCCGCGUAUGGAAGGCGAUCACCUACAACACGGCCAGAUCAGCCUUCGGCUUUGUGGGGGAGUCCAACAUCGGGCAGUCCGCCUUUCCUGCCAUCCAGGCGGUUCCGUCCUUCUCCUCCUCCUUCAGCAUACCCUUCGAGGGCAAUCAGCACUUGCCCUGUUUGAUUCCGUGCGCCAUUGACCAGGACCCGUACUUCCGGGUCACCCGCGACAUUGCGCACAAGCUGGUACCGAAGGACCACCCCUUGAAGGGCAAGCCUUCCUUGGUCCACUGCAAGUUCUUCCCGCCCCUCACCGGCGCCGACAGCAAGAUGUCUGCCUCUGACACCAACUCGGAGCCUUGCCUCACGUGUUUUUUCUUCUUUUUGUUGUUCAUGUUUCCCCUUUUUUACCAAGUGUAUGUGUUGUGGUGUUUUCUUACAUUUGCUUGA